Molecule: messenger RNA, 935 nt
Organism: Agelaius phoeniceus (red-winged blackbird)
Lineage: Eukaryota; Metazoa; Chordata; Aves; Passeriformes; Icteridae
Gene: CA5A
Product: carbonic anhydrase 5A
Cellular component (GO): mitochondrion; cytoplasm
Molecular function (GO): zinc ion binding; carbonate dehydratase activity
Source: RefSeq, a predicted model, not a curated record
AUGCUGCCGCUGCUCCGCCGCGCUUGGGCGGCCGCCGUCACCUCCUCCUCGUGCUCCUCGUCCUGCUCCCCACGGCGGGGCAGCCGCCGGUGCAGCCUCGGCGCCUGCUGCUCCUACCGCCUGCGAGACGCCCUGCAUCCGCUGUGGCAGAGCCCGCUGACAAUUCCCGGAGGCACCCGCCAGUCUCCCAUCAACAUCCAGUGGAGGGACAGUGUUUAUGAUCCCUUCCUGAAGCCUCUGAAAAUCAGCUAUGACCCCACCACCUGUCUUCACAUCUGGAACAAUGGCUACUCCUUCCUGGUGGAGUUUGAUGAUUCUACUGAUAAAUCAAUCAUCGUUGGAGGCCCCUUGGAAAACCAGUACAGGCUAAAGCAGUUCCACUUCCACUGGGGAGCUGUCAAUGACUGGGGCUCAGAGCACACAGUUGACUGUAAAUUUUACCCAGCUGAGCUGCAUUUGGUGCACUGGAAUGCUGUGGAGUACCCGAGUUUUGAGGAGGCUGUGAUGGAAGGGAAUGGUCUGGCUGUUAUUGGAGUGUUCUUAAAGCUGGGAGCACGGCACGAGGGGCUGCAGACCCUGGUGGAUGCCCUGCCAGCAGUCAGACACAAGGACACUGUGAUCGAGUUUGAUGUCUUUGAUCCCUCGUGCCUGCUCCCUGCCUGCCCGGAUUACUGGACCUAUGCGGGCUCCUUGACCACUCCCCCCCUCACCGAGUCAGUCACGUGGAUCAUUAAGAAGAAGCCGAUCGAGGUGGAUGAGGAUCAGCUGGAGGCCUUCAGGACGCUGCUGUUCACGUCGCACGGGGAGGAGGAGAGGAGGAUGGUGGACAACUUCCGCCCGCUGCAGCCGCUGAUGGACCGCACCGUGCGCUCGUCCUUCCGCCCCCAGCUCGGCCCGUAGCUGCCCCAGCCCUGCCCUUGCUGCCAUGCCCUUCC